This is a messenger RNA of Plodia interpunctella (Indianmeal moth), 2090 nucleotides long. Its product is annotated as catalase-like. The transcript is spliced from 3 exons. Gene Ontology annotation, cellular component: cytoplasm; mitochondrion; peroxisome. Gene Ontology annotation, biological process: hydrogen peroxide catabolic process; response to hydrogen peroxide. The record is from RefSeq and is a predicted model, not a curated record. The coding region runs from base 410 to 1951 and encodes 513 amino acids. Lineage: Eukaryota; Metazoa; Arthropoda; Insecta; Lepidoptera; Pyralidae. Gene Ontology annotation, molecular function: heme binding; catalase activity.
AUGUGGUCGUAAUUUCAACUCGUGCGUCCCCGGCCUAAAAUAAAAUCAUUAAAAAACUAUACAACUCUUACUUAGGUCAACUGACUGACUGUAAGCCAGUAGACUGUGACGAGCGUUGGUUAGAAAAGCAGCAUUUUAUUAUAAACUGCAAGAUUUGAUAUUCGAUAACAGUUGAGAUUUUUAACGGUGAUUUAAUAAACUCGAUUAUCUGCCGCAUUAAGGUAAAGGUAAUAUGUAAUUGAUUAAUUAAAGGUUUCCUACUGGAUUCAUGGUGCAUCUGUACUAAUUGGAUUUUAACAUAGUAAACUGUAAUAUACACUCGGCUGAGAAAACCCUGCCUUGACUCACAAGGUCACCACCAGAAGUAUUUAACAGUUGUUUGGUAUGGUAGUGUAACAGAGCUAGCAAGAUGUUGAUUGUGCUGGUCGCGUGUCUAGCGGUGGUUGCUGCGAAGCUGCAGAAUGAUCCUGCUGGACAGCAGAUAGUCAUAUUUAAGCAGAAAACUGAGGAACCAAUUGGUAUAAUGACCACCAGCGCGGGCGCACCUAUCGACACCAUCGACGCAACGGUUACACUAAAUUCACCGCUGAUCUUCAACGAAUAUUUUAUGGAUUCCCUGACUCAUCUAGUCCGAGAGCGAAUCCCCGAACGGCUAGUCCACGCGAAGGCUGGAGGCGCGUUUGGCUACUUCGAAGUAACCCACGACAUAACCAGCAUAUGUAAGGCAAAACUCUUCAGCCAAGUUGGAAAACGUACUCCAAUUGCUGCCAGAUUUUCUCCAGUGGUUGUAGAAAGAGGGGGCAUUGACACUUCGCGAGACGCGAGAGGAUUUGCUUUGAAAUUCUACACAGAAGACGGAAAUUUCGAUAUAGUAGGCUUCAAUACUCCCAUGUAUGUUUACAAAGACCCUUUACUAUUCGCCACAUUCGUGAGAGCACAGAAGAGAAACCCAGCAACGAAUCUAAUUGACGGAAAUAUGUUAUGGGACUUUUUGACCUUGCGAUCUGAAAGUCUCCACAUGUUCAUGUUGGUGUUUGGCGACCGUGGUAUUCCUGACGGCUACCGCCAUAUGCCUGGAUUUGGCAUACACACAUUCCAAGUUGUCAAUGACUUUGGCGACAAACACUUCGUUCGUUUCCAUUUCAUACCAGAGGCAGGCAUAAAGAAUUUGCGAUCAGAACAAGCGAGAAAAAUUGCCGGAGUAGACCCAGAUUACGCAACACGAGAUUUAUACAAUGCUAUUGGUAAUGGGAACUUCCCUAGUUGGAAAGUUAGCAUUCAAGUGCUCACGCAAGAAGAAGUAGAGAGUGCUGGGUUUGACGUAUUUGACGUGACUAAAGUUUUGCCACUAAACAGAUACCCAUUAAGACCUUUAGGAAGAUUUGUGUUGAACAAGAAUCCUAUAAAUUACUUCGCAGAAAUAGAGCAGUUAGCAUUCAAUCCAGCGAAUCUCGUUCCGGGGAUAUUGGGAGGUCCAGACAAGGUAUUCGAAGCACGUCGUCUAGCAUACAGAGACGCUCAGUAUUACCGACUAGGAUCAAACUUCAAUAAAAUACCAGUAAAUUGCCCUAUUCAGACGAAACCUUUAAUUUAUAAUCGUGAUGGCGUUGCGCCUGUGAAGGAUAAUGAAAGAGACACACCGAACUAUUACCCUAAUACAUUCAACGGUCCUGUGCCUUACAAAGAAAAGUACAGAGCAUCGUUAAUCCAGAUUUAUCAGGAUGAUCCUAAUAAUUUUGAACAAGCUAGAGACUUGUAUGACAAUGAGAUGACUACAGAUGAACGAAGUAGAUUGGUCGAGAAUAUUCUCUACAGUCUGGGAGGUGCGGCGACAUUCUUACAAGAUAGGGCUGUCAAACUCUUUACAAUAAUCCAUCCUAACUUGGGGCACAGGAUAGCAGAAGGAUUGGCAGUGAACCGAACAAUAACUAAGUUCGACUGGGACGAUUAAGUUUACUGUAAUAUUUCAUACAGCUGCAAAAUUCCAAAAGAUUUGAUGUGAUGUACUUAUUUUUAGAAAAAUAUUAAGGAAAUUAACACUGACAUAUUUAUUGUUGCAAAUGUGUAGUAUAGAAUAUUAAAAUGAAAAA